UUCGUAUAUAUAUCCCAACAGUGUCGAAAUGCAGUAAAAAUAGCAGAACAAAACAGAAAAAUCUCCAAGUUUCAAUCUUGCAGCCGUGUCGUUUGGUUUUCGGAGUUUGAUUUGAGUCUGUGUUAAUGGCCCAUCUCGGAGGCGGUGCCGAGGCACACGCUCGUUUCAAGCAGUAUGAAUAUAGGGCGAAUUCUAGUUUAGUUCUUACAACUGAUUCUCGGCCUCGUGAUACUCAUGAGCCGACAGGGGAGCCGGAAUCUCUCUGGGGAAAAAUUGACCCUAGGUCAUUUGGUGACCGUGUUUAUAAAGGUAGGCCGCCGGAGCUGGAUGAGAAACUUAAGAAGUCUAAGAAGAAGAAGGAGCGUGAUCCGCUUGCGGAGCCAGUUCCAGUUAGGCAGAGUAAGAGGCGUAAGUUACGUGAGGAGAGUGUUUUGACUGUUACGGAGGAAGGGGUUUAUCAGCCCAAAACGAAGGAGACUCGGGCUGCUUACGAAGCUAUGUUGAGUUUGAUUCAGCAGCAGUUGGGUGGACAGCCGCUUAAUAUUGUUAGCGGUGCGGCUGAUGAGAUUCUGGCUGUGCUUAAGAACGAGGGGAUUAAGAAUCCGGAUAAGAAGAAGGAGAUUGAGAAGUUGUUGAAUCCGAUCCCGGGCCAGGUUUUUGAUCAACUUGUUUCGAUUGGGAAGUUGAUUACGGAUUAUCAAGAUGGUGGUGAUGGAGCUGGGGGUUCAGCUGUGAACGGGGAUGAAGGUCUUGAUGAUGAUGUGGGGGUGGCGGUUGAGUUUGAAGAAAAUGAAGAUGAGGAAGAGGAAAGUGAUCUUGAUAUGGUGCAGGAUGAUGAUGAUGAUGAUGAGGAUGGGGUGGACAAUGGCUCCGGGGCGAUGCAGAUGGGUGGUGGAAUUGAUGAUGAUGAUAAUCAUGAGACUAAUGAGGGGAUGAAUCUAAAUGUCCAGGACAUUGAUGCUUAUUGGCUUCAGAGGAAGAUCUCCCAUGCUUAUGAUCAACAAAUUGAUCCACAACAGUGUCAAAAGCUUGCUGAAGAGGUGCUCAAGAUUCUUGCCGAAGGUGAUGACAGGGAGGUUGAGACCAAGCUAUUGGUGCAUCUCCAGUUCGAUAAGUUCAGCCUUAUCAAAUAUCUUCUGCGGAACCGGCUUAAGGUUGUAUGGUGCACUCGCUUGACUAGGGCUGAAGACCAAGAAGAGAGGAAGAAAAUUGAGGAGGAAAUGAUGAGCUUGGGUCCGGAUUUGGCAGCAAUUCUUGAGCAGUUGCAUGCCACUAGGGCAACUGCAAAAGAGAGGCAGAAGAUUUUGGAGAAGAAUAUUAGAGAAGAGGCUCGUCGAUUAAAGGAUGAUAGUGGCGGAGAUGGGGAUAGGGAGAGGAGAGGUCUUGCUGAUAGAGAUGCUGAUGGUGGUUGGCUGAAGGGUCAGCGCCAGUUGCUUGAUCUUGACAGUCUUGCUUUUGAUCAGGGUGGUCUUUUGAUGGCGAAUAAAAAAUGUGAUCUUCCUGUGGGUUCUUACAGGCAUCAUAGUAAGGGUUAUGAGGAAGUCCACGUUCCAGCACUGAAGGCAAAACCAUUGGAAUCGAAUGAGAGGCUGGUAAAGAUAUCUGAGAUGCCAGACUGGGCCCAACCAGCGUUCAAAGGGAUGCAACAGUUGAACAGGGUUCAGAGCAGUGUGUAUGAAACUGCCCUUUUUUCCGCUGAUAACAUCCUACUCUGUGCUCCUACUGGGGCUGGGAAAACUAAUGUUGCUGUACUCACCAUACUGCAACAACUUGCCUUGAAUAUGGAUUCUGAUGGUUCAAUUAGCCACAACAACUACAAGAUUGUGUAUGUGGCACCCAUGAAAGCUUUAGUUGCUGAAGUUGUUGGUAAUCUUUCUCAUCGUUUAGAGGCAUAUGGUGUGACUGUGCGGGAGCUUAGUGGAGAUCAGACACUGACUCGCCAACAAAUUGAGGAGACUCAGAUUAUUGUGACAACUCCAGAGAAAUGGGAUAUUAUUACUAGGAAGUCUGGAGAUCGGACAUACACACAGAUGGUGAAACUUCUUAUUAUCGAUGAGAUUCAUCUUCUUCAUGAUAAUAGAGGACCUGUUCUUGAAAGUAUUGUUGCCAGGACUGUUAGGCAAAUUGAAACCACAAAAGAGCAUAUCCGGUUGGUCGGGCUGUCAGCUACACUUCCAAACUUUGAAGAUGUAGCAUUAUUUUUGCGGGUUAAUCUUGAAAAAGGACUCUUUCAUUUUGACAAUAGCUACAGACCUGUCCCCCUUUCUCAACAGUAUAUUGGAAUCACUGUGAAGAAGCCAUUGCAGAGAUUCCAGUUGAUGAAUGAUAUUUGUUAUGAAAAGGUAAUGGCAGUGGCUGGGAAGCAUCAAGUCCUUAUUUUUGUUCAUUCAAGGAAGGAAACUGCUAAAACAGCUCGUGCAGUGCGAGACACUGCACUUGCUAAUGAUACACUUAGUAGAUUCUUGAAAGAGGAUGCUGCUAGUCGUGAGAUUCUCCAGAGUCACACAGAUAUGGUUAAAAGCAAUGAUCUCAAGGAUCUACUGCCUUAUGGUUUUGCGAUUCAUCAUGCUGGGUUGGCAAGGACUGAUCGUCAAAUUGUUGAAGAACUCUUUGCAGAUGGACAUGUACAAGUGUUGGUAUCAACUGCAACGCUUGCUUGGGGUGUGAACUUGCCUGCUCAUACAGUCAUUAUUAAAGGGACCCAAAUUUACAGCCCAGAAAAAGGAGCAUGGACUGAGCUAAGUCCUCUAGAUGUGAUGCAGAUGCUGGGACGUGCUGGAAGGCCUCAAUAUGAUUCAUAUGGGGAAGGCAUCAUCAUCACUGGCCACAGUGAACUUCAGUACUACCUUUCAUUGAUGAAUCAACAGCUUCCUAUUGAGAGUCAGUUUGUGUCUAAACUGGCUGAUCAGUUGAAUGCAGAAAUCGUUCUUGGAACUGUUCAGAAUGCUAGAGAAGCCUGCAAUUGGAUUGGAUAUACAUAUUUGUAUAUUCGCAUGUUGAGGAAUCCCACACUUUAUGGAUUGCCAGCUGAUGUUCUUUCACAGGAUUUAACUUUGGAGGAGAGGAGGGCUGAUUUGAUCCAUUCUGCUGCAGUUAUCUUGGACAAGAAUAAUUUGGUGAAGUAUGAUAGAAAAAGUGGUUACUUCCAAGUGACUGAUUUGGGCCGUAUUGCUAGCUACUACUAUAUAAGUCAUGGAACAAUCUCUACAUAUAAUGAGCAUUUGAAGCCAACCAUGGGGGAUAUAGAGCUCUGCAGGCUGUUUUCACUCAGUGAAGAGUUCAAGUAUGUGACAGUCAGACAAGAUGAGAAGAUGGAAUUGGCUAAGCUUUUGGACCGUGUUCCAAUUCCAAUAAAGGAAAGCUUGGAGGAGCCUAGUGCAAAAAUCAAUGUUUUGCUGCAAGCAUAUAUCUCGCAGUUAAAGCUUGAAGGGCUUUCAUUGACAUCUGACAUGGUGUACAUAACUCAGAGUGCUGGACGUCUUAUCCGAGCCCUAUUUGAGAUUGUCUUGAAAAGAGGUUGGGCACAGUUGGCUGAGAAGGCUUUAAACUUGUGUAAAAUGGUUACCAAGAGGAUGUGGAAUGUUCAGACACCCUUGCGGCAAUUCAACGGCAUACCAAAUGAAAUUCUUAUGAAGUUGGAGAAGAAAGAUUUGGCCUGGGAUAGAUAUUAUGACCUGUCAUCACAGGAAAUCGGAGAGCUGAUUCGUUUCCCUAAAAUGGGAAGAACACUUCACAGGUUCAUUCACCAGUUUCCUAAGCUAAACCUUGCGGCCCAUGUUCAGCCAAUUACUCGUACUGUCUUGAGGGUUGAACUUAUAAUAACACCAGAUUUUCAAUGGGAGGAUAAGGUUCAUGGGUAUGUGGAGCCAUUUUGGGUGAUUAUUGAGGAUAACGAUGGUGAGUAUAUUCUUCACCAUGAGUACUUUUUGCUGAAGAAACAGUAUGUUGAUGAGGACCACACUUUGAACUUCACAGUGCCGAUUUAUGAACCAUUGCCACCUCAAUAUUUCAUACGUGUUGUCUCAGAUAAAUGGUUGGGAUCACAGACUGUUUUACCCAUCUCCUUCAGGCAUCUUAUUCUACCAGAGAAGUACCCUCCACCAACUGAGCUAUUGGAUUUACAGCCCCUGCCUGUUACUGCAUUGAGAAAUCCUUCUUAUGAGGCUUUAUAUAAAGAUUUUAAGCAUUUUAAUCCAGUUCAAACUCAAGUCUUCACUGUUCUGUAUAAUACGGAUGAUAAUGUUUUAGUGGCCGCACCGACAGGGAGUGGGAAGACCAUCUGUGCUGAGUUUGCUAUAUUAAGGAACCAUCAAAAAGGACCAGACAGUACAAUGCGAGUAGUUUAUAUUGCACCUCUUGAAGCUAUUGCGAAGGAGCGAUAUCGUGAUUGGGAGAGGAAAUUUGGCAAGGGUCUUGGGAUGCGGGUGGUUGAGUUGACUGGGGAAUUGGCAAUGGAUCUGAAGUUGCUUGAGAAAGGUCAAGUGAUCAUCAGUACUCCUGAGAAAUGGGAUGCCCUUUCUCGUCGCUGGAAACAGAGGAAGUAUGUUCAGCAGGUCAGUCUUUUCAUUGUUGAUGAACUUCACUUGAUUGGUGGUCAAGGUGGUACAGUGUUAGAGGUGAUCGUCUCCAGGAUGAGAUAUAUUGCUAGUCAGGUUGAGAAGAAGAUCCGGAUUGUGGCUCUUUCAACUUCUCUUGCAAAUGCUAAGGACCUUGGAGAAUGGAUUGGAGCAACAUCUCACGGCCUUUUCAAUUUCCCACCUGGAGUUCGUCCUGUACCACUAGAAAUACACAUUCAAGGCGUGGAUAUAGCCAAUUUUGAAGCAAGGAUGCAAGCGAUGACUAAACCCACUUACACUGCUAUUGUCCAACAUGCCAAAGGAGGGAAGCCAGCUAUUGUGUUUGUUCCUACAAGGAAGCAUGUUAGACUCACUGCUGUGGACCUAAUGAGUUACUCCAGAGUGGAUAAUGAAGAGGAGCCUGCUUUCCGGUUGCGAUCUGCUGACGAACUUAAGCCUUUUGUUGACAAGAUUAGCGAAGAAACAUUGAGAGCCACUCUAGAACAUGGAGUUGGCUACUUGCAUGAGGGUUUAAGCAGUUUGGAUCAGGAAGUUGUUUCCCAGCUCUUUGAAGCUGGGUGGAUUCAGGCUUGUGUUAUGAGCAGUGCUUUAUGUUGGGGAGUUCCAUUAUCAGCACACUUGGUGGUUGUAAUGGGUACACAGUAUUACGAUGGGAGGGAGAAUGCUCACACUGAUUACCCAGUUACAGAUUUGUUGCAGAUGAUGGGCCAUGCAAGUCGUCCUCUUCUUGAUAAUUCUGGCAAAUGUGUAAUCCUCUGUCAUGCUCCUCGUAAAGAGUAUUACAAGAAGUUCUUGUAUGAAGCAUUCCCUGUUGAAAGCCAUUUGCACCAUUUUCUACAUGACAACUUCAAUGCAGAAAUUGUUGCGACAGUUAUUGAGAACAAGCAAGAUGCUGUUGAUUAUCUUACAUGGACUUUCAUGUAUAGGAGGCUCACUCAAAAUCCAAAUUACUACAAUCUCCAGGGAGUAAGUCACAGACAUCUCUCUGAUCACCUUUCAGAGCUUGUUGAGAACACAUUAAAUGAUUUGGAAGCAAGUAAAUGUAUUACUAUAGAGGAUGACAUGGAUCUUUCUCCUUUGAAUCUUGGCAUGAUAGCCUCUUACUAUUACAUCAGUUACACUACCAUUGAGCGCUUCAGUUCGUCUUUGACUUCCAAAACAAAGAUGAAGGGUCUUCUGGAGAUUCUGGCCUCGGCUUCUGAGUAUGCAAAUCUUCCUAUACGACCUGGGGAAGAAGAGGUUCUUCGAAGAUUAAUUAAUCACCAGCGGUUUUCCUUUGAAAACCCCAGGUUCACUGAUCCACAUGUCAAAGCAAAUGCUCUGCUUCAAGCCCACUUCUCUAGGCAGCUUGUGGGUGGGAACCUAUCACUAGACCAGCGAGAGGUGCUAUUGUAUGCUACUAGGCUGCUUCAAGCUAUGGUUGAUGUUAUUUCGAGCAAUGGCUGGUUGAGCCUUGCUCUCCUCGCAAUGGAGGUGAGCCAAAUGGUGACACAAGGUAUGUGGGAGCGAGAUUCAAUGCUUCUACAGCUCCCACACUUCACUAAGGAACGAGCCAAGAGAUGCCAAGAGAACCCUGGCAAGAACAUAGAAACUAUUUUUGAUUUGGUGGAGAUGGAAGAUGAUGAGAGGCAUGAGCUGUUACAGAUGUCUGACUUGCAGCUGUUGGACAUUGCAAAGUUCUGCAAUCGUUUCCCCAACAUUGAUUUAUCGUACGAUGUGCUUGACAGCGAGAAUGUGAGGGCUAGGGAAUAUGUCACCUUGCAGGUUACCCUUGAAAGGGAUCUAGAGGGGAAGACAGAGGUUGGACCCGUUGAUUCUCCCAGGUACCCAAAAGCAAAAGACGAAGGGUGGUGGUUGGUUGUUGGUGACACCAAGAGUGACCAGCUGCUUGCUAUAAAAAGGGUGUCUCUUCAGAGGAAGGCGAAGGUGAAGCUUGAAUUUGCCGCUCCCACAGAAGCUGCAGAGAAGACGUACACUUUGUAUUUCAUGUGUGAUUCUUACCUAGGUUGUGACCAGGAGUAUAACUUCAAUGUUGAUGUCAAGGAAGCUGCCGGGCCUGAUGAAGACAGUGGCUGAGUGUAAGCUCCUCGUAUCUUCUUUCUUUUUUUAUGAACCUACUGUUCACUGUUUUGGCAUUCUACUUGUUACUUGGGUUAUAUCAUUUUGCAGUAGUACUGAUGUCCAAUGUAUUGCUUAUGUAUUUUAAGCUCCAUUGUACUACUAUCUUUUAGGCUAUAAAUGGAGCUUUCUUCUAAUA
Messenger RNA from Hibiscus syriacus, 6834 nucleotides. Its product is annotated as DExH-box ATP-dependent RNA helicase DExH12-like. The transcript has 3 exons. Gene Ontology annotation, cellular component: nucleus. NCBI's taxonomy places the organism in Eukaryota, Viridiplantae, Streptophyta, Magnoliopsida, Malvales, Malvaceae. Gene Ontology annotation, molecular function: ATP binding; ATP hydrolysis activity; nucleic acid binding. Bases 126 to 6653 code for a protein of 2175 amino acids. The record is from RefSeq and is a predicted model, not a curated record.